AUGGUGUUUCAUUGUCGAUGUUUCUCAUUCGAAUAUGAACCCAGAAGUCGAGCAAAAUCGAGUUCGAAUGAAACGUUUUAUACCGCUUCGUCGGAUUUCAAACGGUCCAAAUCCGAUCAUCUUACCUCCUCAAAUUUUGCCCUAAAAGGAAACAAUCUGAGGGUCUUCACAUUCGACGAGCUCAAGUCAGCAACUAGCGAUUUUGACAUGUCUUCCAAGAUUGGAGAGGGUGAAUUUUGGAGCGUCCAUAAGGGCACAGUUAAGAGUCUGGAAUGUCCGUUUGAUGAGAUUCAGGUGGCUGUAAAGCUCGCCAAUGGACGAUUGCCGGGACAUAUAAAACGGCUAAGGGAGGCGAGUCUCCUUGGUGUGAUUGAUCAUCCAAACCUUGUAAAACUAGUUGGUUACUGUGUAGAAGACGAUGAAACGGAAAUAAACCCGAUUCUAGUCUAUGAGUAUAUGCGUAAUGGAAGUGUGGAGGAUUGCUUAUCAUCUGCAACGUCCACAACACAUCUCUCGUGGACAAUGAGACUGAAAGUAGCUCAAGAUGUUGCUCGUGGCUUAGCCCAUCUGCAUGAAGGAGCGGAGUAUCAGGUAAUUUUCAGAGAUUUCAAAUCGUCCAAUAUCCUUCUAGAUGAUCAAUGGAACGCUAAGCUUUCGUUCAGAUGGCUUAGUUUACAUCCUCACCCCCUCAACUAUAUUUCAACCUCUUCGGUAACAACAGGAUAUUCGGCUCCAGAGUACAAUCAAACAUUCAUUGAAACAGGACAUCUGACAGCCGCAUGCAAUGUAUGGAGCUAUGGGUGCUUCCUGUGUGAACUUAUAUCGGGUAGGCUCCCAUUGGACAGAAACCCUACUAAGAAUGACCUACAGAUUAUAAAAAGGGUGAAGUCCUACCUACAAUCAAAAAGGGUACCUGUUGAUCCAAGACUUGAAGAUGAUUAUUCGAUUAAGUCAGCGCAAAAGUUGUGGAUUAUAGCCAACAGAUGCUUGUCUAAAAACCCAAAGUCUAGGCCAAAGAUGAGUCAUGUCCUGAAAAUGGUUGACAAACUCAUUGGGGUUCCAUCACAAGGGGUGUAG
Messenger RNA from Lactuca virosa, 1077 nucleotides. Lineage: Eukaryota; Viridiplantae; Streptophyta; Magnoliopsida; Asterales; Asteraceae. The record is from the annotation of a GenBank genome assembly.